AUGCACGCAAUACCGGAAAGAGUAGAACUUUACGCGAAGAGAACACAAACCCUCGCCACAGUGGAAUAUGGGGAUGAUAUCGGUCGAUACAGGACGGCGCUAGCGGUUGAGAUCCCGCUGAUGGUUUUGGCGCUUAGCACAGUUGUUGCGAGGGUGUACUCCAGACUAGCUAUCAAGAGAAAGCUAGCCCCUGACGAUAUCUUGAUCAUGCUUGGAGCGGGUGCUGCGUUUGCACGGGUUGUCAUCUCUUGCAUGAGCUCGGAGGAUGGCUGGGGGUACGAUAGGAAAGGUCCGGACCGGCAAACCGAAGUUCCGUAUUACCAGCACAUCUUCGAACGCCGGAUAGCCUAUCUUUUCGCUGUAACGUUCACUCGAUUCUCCGUGUUAGCAUAUUACCUGCGGAUCUUUCCCUCGGGAUUAGUAUCGCUACGAAGAUGCUGCUACGUCCUCAUCUUUUUGGCCCUAGCCCACUUCGUCGAAGUUCUUGUAGUCCUCAUGGUCUAUUGCAAAGAUAUCAGUAAACUAUGGACUAAACAUUGGCGUGGUUUCCAGGGGUCGCAAUGCUUUAGCUCCGCAGUCUACAGCUACUCCGCAGCCAUAGGUGAUGCUGUUGUCGACAGCAUGAUCUUUGCCCUCCCGAUCCCGUACGUGUGGAAACUUUCCAAGCUAAGAGCCCGUCAGCGAUUUGGCCUGAUCCUCGUCUUCGGCCUUGGAUUCAUUGUUUGUGUCGUCGCACUCCUGCAAAUCCCAUUUAUCAGGCGGCGUGAGGGCAAUACGACCUACUUCGGCAGCGCUGUCAACGUGCUCGUCUCAAUUCAGAUCUCGCUCGCCAUCGUCGUCGCAUCACUGCCAGAUUUGCGCGCCUUGUUUGCUCGCAGUUUUCCAAAAUUCUCUCCCCUGCGCCACAGGAGCCUCGCCACAGCUGCUGGGAACGCCGCGGGUGGUGGUGGACGAGCUGAGGCUAUCUAUCCGGAUCAGGGAGCGUCCAGUGGAGAGAUGAUGGAGAAUCGGCGUGGUGCCAUCAAUGGCAAGAGGUUGUUCAGAAAGCCGGAUUGGUUGAGGAGUAGCAUACCUGCGAGCCUGAUGUCAACAAGGGUGACACAUGAUGAGGUUUCUCGCCCAAGCAGGGGGGAUUCAGAUGAACACGUACCGCAACUUCCUCAUCUACCUCAACAGCCGGAGACAUCUGCUGGGUGA
Molecule: messenger RNA, 1197 nt
Organism: Cucurbitaria berberidis CBS 394.84
Lineage: Eukaryota; Fungi; Ascomycota; Dothideomycetes; Pleosporales; Cucurbitariaceae
Exons: 4
Coding region: 1-1197 (398 amino acids)
Source: RefSeq, a predicted model, not a curated record